Molecule: messenger RNA, 3885 nt
Organism: Archocentrus centrarchus (flier cichlid)
Lineage: Eukaryota; Metazoa; Chordata; Actinopteri; Cichliformes; Cichlidae
Gene: sh3gl1b
Product: SH3-domain GRB2-like 1b
Exons: 9
Coding region: 369-1424 (351 amino acids)
Biological process (GO): synaptic vesicle uncoating
Cellular component (GO): presynapse; glutamatergic synapse; cytoplasm
Molecular function (GO): protein binding
Source: RefSeq, a predicted model, not a curated record
UACCUCCCUUCUGUAUUCUCGGCAAACAUUAUUUCUUUGAAAAGGGGAGCGCAACCUUGGUGCUCUGUAUAACGUAGAUUGUCAGCAGUGAGCCGUAACUUGUUCGUUUUGUACGCUCAAAAGUGUUGAGUUUGUUAGGUGUAGCACAUUCUGCCCAGUUAUCUGCUGUGACAGCGGGAAGAGUCUCUCUCGACGUGGACGUGGUCAGUUGGCGUGUCCCAACUUGGAGUGACGGUUGUGCGGUCCUAUGAUUCACCCGAAGAACUCUUCGCACUGGCCCAUUUUCUGACAAACUAUAUCGCCAACUUUACCUACCUUGCAACCUAUUUACACCUCGGUUGGAAGUCGAAGACAAGUCGGGCUUCAAGAUGUCUGUAGCGGGCUUAAAGAAGCAGUUUUACAAAGCCAGCCAGAUGGUAAGUGAGAAAGUUGGAGGGGCAGAGGGAACCAAACUAGAUGAUGACUUCAGAGACUUGGAACGGAAAGUAGAUGUGACCAGUAAAGCAGUUGUGGAGGUGAUCUCCAAAACAUCAGAGUACCUUCAACCUAAUCCAGCAUCACGAGCCAAACUGUCCAUGUUAAACACCAUGUCCAAGAUUCGUGGUCAGGUGAAGAACCCAGGCUAUCCUCAAGCUGAAGGGCUGCUAGGAGAGUGCAUGUCCAAGUACGGGCGGGAACUUGGAGAGGACACUAACUUUGGUGGUGCUCUAGUAGAUGUAGGAGAGGCCAUGAAGAGGUUGGCAGAAGUCAAAGACUCUCUAGAUAUUGAUGUCAAACAGAACUUUAUUGAUCCACUGCAAGGGCUUUGUGACAAGGACCUCAGAGAGAUACAGCACCAUCUGAAGAAGUUGGAAGGCCGCCGCCUGGAUUAUGACUACAAGAAAAAGCGUCAGGGCAAGAUCCCGGAUGAAGAGGUUCGACAGGCUCUGGAGAAGUUUCAUGAGUCAAAGGAAGUGGCUGAGACAAGCAUGUACAACCUUCUGGAGACUGACAUAGAGCAGGUGAGCCAGCUGUCAUCUCUGGUGGAGUCCCAACUACAGUAUCACAGACAAGCUGUACAGGUGCUGGAGGAGCUUUCUGACAAACUCCGAGACAGGAUGAAUGAGGCUCAGUCUCGACCAAGACGUGAAUACACACCCAAACCCAAACCUGUCUUUGACUUUGGAGACAACAACCAUUCAAAUGGAGGCUACUCAACCUCAAUGGCCCCUCCACCUUCACGCAUCUCAGCCCCGGAGCAGCCGAGCUGUAAGGCACUGUAUGACUUUGAGCCAGAGAACGAUGGAGAGCUGGGCUUCCGCGAGGGCGAUAUCAUCACCCUGACCAAUCAGAUUGACGAGAACUGGUACGAGGGCAUGCUGAACGGCCAGUCGGGAUUCUUUCCUCUCAACUACGUCGAGGUCCUCGUUCCAUUGCCACACUAAUGUAAAGAGAGGGAGCUAAGAGGAGACUGAUGUAAAGGAGGAGGGGAGAAAAGGUAGAAUAAGUAGAGAGGGAGCAAAGAAGUCGAGGGAUGGUCCACAAAGGUUUCAUUUUCACCUUCAACUCCAACAUUAUCAUCACAGAUGAGCACUUUUUUGGUCAACUGGAGUCCUGAAGAAGAAGUUGACAUUUCAAAGUCCAGACCAGAAUAUCAACUUGUUUCAUUCAGAGGUAAAAUGAUCUAGAUUAAGAUGGAAAUCUGCUAUCCAACCGUAAGAAAAGUGUCUUGGAACUAACUGAUGAAACAUUUUUAAGCAUUUUGAAACCACAAAUUAAUAAUAUAGAAAGAAUUAAUUUGGGUAAUUAGAAUGCCUGGGAUGUCUCUUUCAUAUCAUCCUUUUCUUGUGUUUGCAGUCUGUUUUAAAACUCAGGUUGGUCACCAGCUUAACAGUGAGUUACUGUGGGGGUUGAGUUGGCCACUCUAGUGUAAAAACUGUCAUGCAUAACUUGACUGAAUAUUGUCUUCAUUUCUAAACUGAAAAUUGCUGGUUUUCAGUUCACUUGUGGACUGGUUUGCGCCUCAUGAUGCCACCUGCUGGCGUGACUGAGAAUUACUAAACUGAAAUGGAACUACACGUGACUAGCUGUAUUACAGAAAAAAAAAAUACUGCUUUCACAUUUUUAAUGAGAAACUUGAGCCAAAAUUAGCCUCAGAUUUUGAACAUUUUCAGGUUUUCCCUUUUGUGUAAUGACUCUUUUUUUUUUUUAAUUUUCAUGUGAAACUGUCCUGUGACGAUAACUGCAGCCUGACCCACACAGUAGUUACUCUUUGUUAUAGUCUUUGAAUAAUGUCAGUCACAAAUAACUACAGUAGCUUUUUAGAGUUCAUCUGUUCAAAUGUUGUAAUUGCACCUUGGUCCUCAGAUGAGAGUGGGGUGUGUGUGCAUGUGUCAUACUUACUCCACCAUUACACACAGACCCAAAGUUAAAUGCAGAGGUUGCACCUUUGUCGCUUAGAGCAAGUGUGUGUUUGAUGUCUGGAAAUGCAGAAAGAUCCAUUUUUAGAGGUUGUUCAGUAGGAAACAGAUGCAAAAAGACUUUAUAAGAUGCAAUAGAAAUAUGAUGCUUAGUGUGCCUAUUUUUUAAACUGCUAAUGAUUCUGCAAAACAGCCAUAUCUUUAUUAUCUUUCUGGCCUGUUUAUUAAUGCAUGUUAACCUUUUUCUCAGCCUUUCAGCUCAUUUUAGACACCUAUUACCUACAUGCAGAGCCUGAGUAGAUGGUGCUGCUGGCAGCAUUCAUUUUUAUCUGUCCUGUGAACCUCAUUUGAGCUUAGAAAUGUACUCGUGCCCUGUCCUUCUGAUCAUUCACAAAGGAUCUGAUUCAAAUGAUUUAGUAUACAGGACUGAUGGAGGCAGAUGUGUCAUCUGUUUAGACAAGGCUGGCUUCUUGUUCUGGAUUUAGCCUCAGUCCACACCUGCAGGUAGAGUCUAAUACAACAUACACUGUACAGUUUGAGGCAAAGACUUUUAAGUAAAAGGGAAACAUCGAGGAAAACCUUCAUUUAAUCGGUUGUCCAUUUGUAUUAAUUGGGAGAACCUUUGUUACCAAACAUUUAUCUUUAGUCCAUCUGACUUCAGACUGUGAAUGUCAAAUAUGCUUUAUUUGACUGUUUGCAGCUUCUUCUUUUAUGUGUUUGUCCUUCACUCCAUGCUGCCAAACACUCAUCUCCUGACUUUGGUCCCUGUCUAAUAUGUUUACAUCUCUGACCUUUCUACACUUCAAUGCUUGUAUGAAGUUCAGGGUUGAGUGUGAUAAGAGGUGCUGUCUCGAUCUCACUGUUAUCAAAAACAAGUCUUUGCCAGCUUUGUUUUAGUGCCUUUGGAAACGAAAGGAGGGAAAGUAUCCCAACUAAUACAUCAACCAAAACCUUACCUAGCUAUUUAAAAUGUCAAAGUGUCUGUUUUUCACUUUUUUUAAAGUCAUUGUCACUUUCCUGUGUAAAGAUUAAAUGCAUGCAUGCAUAUAUUUCUGCACAUUGACAACACUACAUGCAGUUUCCUGAAUAUCUUGAUGUGAGGUUUAUCAGCAGGCCACCAGUGGAUACUGCUUUUUCUUAAGUAGAUUUUAAUCCUCGUUUGAACGUAUCCCACUGAUUUCUCAUCUUAAAGGGCUGUUUGUUUGUUUCAUCAGUCUUAAAUGCUCCUUUGAACAUUAAGUCAUUCUCUCUAUAGUAUUAUUUUUUAUAUACAAGACCUAAAUACAUUUAAAUUAAUCUCUGCAUGUAGUCCCAUAUUACACAUAGUAAGUGUAUAUCUUAGGUUUAAGUUGCCUUUUUACUUUUGGUAUGAAUACAGAAUUUAACCACAAUAUAUUGUGUCUUGUAUUACCACAGUAUUUGUACAUGCUUCUUUUAUGUCCUCCAUUUCCCCCCUUCUUAAAAAUAAAUAAAACAAAGGAAAAAA